AUGGAAGCUGAAAAUGGGAUCCGCUGCAGGCCCAAUUUUCCACUACAAUUUCUAGACAAAAACCAAGAUGAUGACAUCCAAGAAGCUCCAGGAGACCCGGGUUCCAACCAGAACCGACCCGGUUCCUCCCUCACCCAAGAGCAGCAACCCAACAACGGCAAGAAGCCUCCUCCGAAGAGGACCUCCACCAAGGACAGGCACACAAAAGUGGACGGGCGAGGCCGCCGGAUCCGUAUGCCGGCCACGUGUGCCGCUAGGGUUUUCCAGCUCACUAGGGAGCUAGGGCACAAGUCGGACGGUGAGACCAUUGAGUGGCUUCUCCAGCAGGCCGAACCCGCCGUCAUCGCAGCCACCGGGACCGGCACCAUUCCAGCAAACUUCACCUCCCUCAACAUCUCGCUGCGGAGCUCCGGCUCUAGCAUGUCGGCGCCGUCUCACUACUUGAGGCCAAACAGCAGUAAUUAUUUCAUGAACUUCAACCCCAACAACUUGGGUGCAGCAGCUGCGUCGCAGCUGAUUAUGGACGAGAACUCGCAGCGCGGCAGGAUUUUGUUCCCCGGCGUUGGGUUGUUGUCGUCUGAGAGCUCCCCGUCGUCGUCUAUGUUGUUGAAUUUCAACAAUGCCAUGUUGGAAGCCAAGCGCGAGUUACGUGAUCAGGGCGGUUCUCUCGGUGAGGUGUCCGAGGGCGGCGAGGCCAGCACCAUGGGAAGAAAGCGAAUUAGGCCGGAGCAAGAUUUGUUAUCGUCUUCGUCGUCCUCGUCCUCGUCAUCACAAAGUAGUCAUCAUCAGAUGGGGAUAUCGAACAGCUACAUGUUGCAAUCAGCCAGCACGGGGUCAAUUCCGGCGAGUCAAAGUACAAUUCCGGCGACAUUUUGGAUGGUGGCAAAUAACCCUAGUAGCGGCAGCGGAGGCGGCGGUCAUCAUGUCCAUGAGCCUCCCAUUAAUCCCAUGUGGACAAUUCCUAGUAUUAAUAAUGGUAUUAACAGCAAUAUGUAUAGGGGGGCUUCGGUGUCUUCUGGGGGCGGGCAUGGUCUGCAUUUUAUGAAUUUUGCUCCACCUCCAAUGGCGGCCAUAUUACCUAGCCACAUGGGAUCAACUCCUCACGGCGGUGGAGGCUCAAUUGCCGACAGCCACUUGGGUGUGAUGGCUGCGCUCAACGCGUACAGGCCGAUUCUCGGUGGGGUCAUGGCGGAGCCACCGGGUGGGAAUAAUGGACAGCAUUCACACCAUGGAGCAGACGAGGGACAUGAUCGUGACAGCAAUGCUAGGUAG
Messenger RNA from Prunus armeniaca (apricot), 1272 nucleotides. The record is from the annotation of a GenBank genome assembly. Lineage: Eukaryota; Viridiplantae; Streptophyta; Magnoliopsida; Rosales; Rosaceae.